This is a messenger RNA of Nannospalax galili (Upper Galilee mountains blind mole rat), 3591 nucleotides long. RefSeq names its product MAGE family member E1 (gene Magee1). NCBI's taxonomy places the organism in Eukaryota, Metazoa, Chordata, Mammalia, Rodentia, Spalacidae. The transcript has a single exon. Gene Ontology annotation, biological process: negative regulation of transcription by RNA polymerase II. Bases 254 to 3049 code for a protein of 931 amino acids. Gene Ontology annotation, cellular component: nucleus. The record is from RefSeq and is a predicted model, not a curated record.
CUGCGCGGACUGCGGCAGAAGGCGGGGUGUGAGGAGCAAGUAUUCUGAGGCUAGCGUUCUGUUGGCUAGUACCUUGCUUCCUUUUCACCACCUCUGAUCUGGGCUCCGGUGACUUGCUUGGAACUUUGGUUCUGGCAUCAUCAGCGGCAUUACUGCUAGCCGUUCUGUGCCUAGGCGCCUACACACCUCGCGUCCUCUUCUGCUAGACCGCCGGCCUGUCGGUGUCUGCUUCUACACGCCGGUCGGUAGGACCAUGUCGCUGGUAAGCCAGAAUCCGCGCCGCCGCCGCAAUGCCAAGGCCGCUGCGCGCAACGGCAGCGGGGAUGAAAUGCAGGCCCCUAGCGCCCGGAGUCUCCCUGCUGCUAUGCCAGGCCCAGACGUCCCUCAGGAUCGCAGCGAUCCUCAGCUCCUGCAGGGCCUUGGCGCCGAGGAGGGCGCAGGCACCUCCGCGCUGCCCACCCCGGGGGAGGGCCCGAGCACCUCUGUGCAGUCCACUGCCGCUGAGGGCUCGAGCGCCUGCGGGCAACUCAGCAUCUCUGAGGGGCCGAACACCUCCGAGCUGCCCGGCCCUAGCCAGGGCCCAAGCACCUUCGGGCCCCCCGCAGUCUCCGAGGGGCCGAACACUGCAGUGUCAAUUACAGCUUCUGAGGGCCCGAGCACCUCGGGGCCGCCCACUGCCGCGGAGGGCUCAAAGGCCUCCGAGCAUCUCACUGUCUCUGAAGGGCUGACCAUCUCCGAGGUGCCCCGCUCUGACGAGGGCCUCAGCGCCCUGGCGCAGUCCACCCUGGGUGCUGGCCCGAGCACCUCGGUGCCGCCCACCUUCGCUGAGGAAUCGGGCAUUUCCCUGCUGCUUGCCUCUGGCGAGGGCCCGAGCACCUCCCUGCCGCCCACCGUCUCUGAGGGACUGGGCAUCUACGUGCCCUCCCCCACCAGUGAGGUCUCGAGCAGUUCUGUGCUGCCCACUGCCUCUGAUGGACAGGGCAUCUCCAUGCUGCCCACCUCCGGUGAGGGCCCGAGCGCCCCGGUGCCGCUCCCAGUUUCGGAGGAACCGGGCGUCUCCAUGCGCCCCUCCUCCGGUGAGGGUCUGAGCACCUCCGGGCUGCCCCCUUCCGGUGAUGGCCACAGCACCUGGGUGCCGCCCACCAUCUUGAAGGGAUCGGGUGUCUACGUGCCGCCCACCUCCGUGGAGGGACUGAGCACCGCGGUGCCGCCCACUGCCUGUGAGAGCGCGAGCGCCUCUGCUGAGGGCCAGAGCACGUUCAUGCAAUCCAGUGCUGCUGAGGGCUGCAGCACCUCGGUACAGCCCCGUGCUGUGGAGGGCCCUGGCACCUGCAUGCUGCUUCCCUGCGGGGAGGGCCCGAGCACCUCCCAGAUGCCCUUGGCUGCUGAGGGCCCAAGCACUUCCGGAAUGCCCACUGCAGCUGAGAGCCCUGACGCAGUACUGGACUGUGGCGCUGUGGGUACCGACUUCUGCAAGUGUGCCUCCCUUGCUCUGCCAAAGCCCCCGGCUCCCUCUGUACGUCCGAAGCGUUCUGACGGCCCGGUGGAAUUCCAGGUCCUGAGAGACAGUGAGAAUUCCAACGCCAUCACCAUCAUGGGCCUCGGCACUGCGCACGUUGCACUUACCCUGAAGCCUCAGGAUCCUAUGGAGCAAAAUGUAGCAGAAUUGUUGCAGUUUCUGCUGGUGAAGGAUCAGAGCAAGUACCCGAUCAGGGAAUCUGAAAUGCGCCAGUUCAUUGUUAAAGAAUAUCGCAACCAGUUCCCUGAGAUCCUUAGGCGAGCCGCAGCCCACCUGGAGUGCAUUUUCAGGUUUGAACUGAGGGAGCUAGACCCGGAGGAGCACACUUACAUCCUCCUCAACAAACUGGGACCUGUGCCCUUUGAAGGGUUAGAAGACAGCCCAAAUGGGCCGAAGAUGGGCCUCCUGAUGAUGAUUCUGGGACAAAUAUUCCUAAAUGGCAACCAAGCCAAGGAAGCUGAUAUCUGGGAAAUGCUCUGGAGGUUCGGAGUGCAGCGUGAAAGAAGGCUUUCCAUUUUUGGGAACCCAAAGAGACUCCUGUCUGUAGAGUUUGUGUGGCAGCGUUACCUGGACUACAGGCCCAUAACUGACUGUACACCAGUCGAGUAUGAGUUUUACUGGGGCCCACGAUCCCACCUGGAAACCACAAAGAUGAAAAUUCUGAAAUUCAUGGCUAAAAUCUACAACAGAGAUCCUAUGGACUGGCCAGCACAAUAUAAUGAAGCGCUGGAAGAAGAUGCCAUCAGAGCUGCUGCUGAUGAUUGGCAGCCGGUCCCUCACUUUAGGAGGCCCUUUUUUGAGGAAGUUUCUCCGGAGCUGCUCGCUCCUGAUUCAGAUCUUCCUGGCUAUCCCUCAAAAUAUCCUCCACAUUCGUGGCCUGAGUCGAGAUUAGAGAGCAAGUCAAGAAAAUUGGUGCAGUUAUUUCUGCUGAUGGACUCAACUAAGCUGCCUAUACCAAAGAAAGGAAUUCUGUAUUACAUUGGCCGAGAAUGUAGCAAAGUGUUCCCCGACCUCCUGAAUCGUGCUGCUCGCACCCUGAACCACGUCUAUGGAACGGAGCUAGUGGUCCUUGAUCCCAGGAACCACUCCUACACCCUGUACAACCGAAGAGAAAUGGAAGAUACUGAAGAGAUUGUAGACAGUCCAAACAGGCCAGGCAACAAUUUCUUAAUGCAGGUUCUAAGCUUCAUCUUCAUAAUGGGAAACCAUGCUAGGGAGUCUUCAGUCUGGGCCUUUCUGAGGGGCUUAGGGGUUCAAAAUGGGAGAAAGCAUGUCAUUACCUGCAGGUAUUUGAGCCAGCGCUACAUAGACAGUUUACGGGUUCCUGAUAGUGAUCCAGUGCAAUAUGAUUUUGUAUGGGGCCCUAGAGCCCGCUUGGAGACAUCCAAGAUGAAAGCCCUACGAUAUGUGGCCAGAAUUCACAGGAAGGAUCCACAGGACUGGCCAGAGCAGUACAGGGAGGCAAUGGAAGAUGAGGCCAAUAGAGCUGAAGCUGGGCACCGGCAAUUGCUUGUUCACAACUUGAGAUAGAUGAAUGUGUGGCAGUCAGUCAGAGAGGCCUUGUAAGGCUGGGCCUAGAGCCUUGGUUCUCAGUAUUGGGGUGGGGGGGUUACAUAUUGUAUUUGAUAUUUGUGUUCCAGUUCCAUUUAUGUCUUUUCAUAUUUAGUUCCUCUUUGGUAUCUUGAAAAGUUUCAAUUGUUUUAAUAUAUUGUACUGUAAUGUAAAUGUGACUGACUACUUGAUGUCUCUGUUGUAUUUUUGGUAUAAGAGUUUUGAUAGUGUUAUAAAAUGUUUUGGGAAUCUUUCCAUCUUGUUGCAUUAUCUGAAACAGAACAUAUAGCAUAUAGCUAUAGAUAUAGGCUUUUCCUUGAAAGCUUGAAAAAAAUUCAUUAGUAAAGUGAUCUAGCUUCAGAUGUUUAACAAACAAAUAUAAUAACAACUGAAAAAAGCACCCUAAGUUGUGGCUGGCCUCCCUUUUGUCUGCUAUUGUGUAAAGAAUACUGAUGUUUCCCUGUAUUUGCUUUGCUGUACUAAAAUGUAUUGAAAAAUAAAAGCGUGAUAAAUCAAAACAA